Nicrophorus vespilloides is the source of this 1683-nucleotide messenger RNA. It is a transcript of the gene Ythdc1, whose product is annotated as YTH domain-containing protein 1. Lineage: Eukaryota; Metazoa; Arthropoda; Insecta; Coleoptera; Silphidae. Gene Ontology annotation, molecular function: mRNA binding; N6-methyladenosine-containing RNA reader activity. Gene Ontology annotation, biological process: regulation of alternative mRNA splicing, via spliceosome; mRNA splicing, via spliceosome. Gene Ontology annotation, cellular component: nucleoplasm. The transcript has a single exon. Bases 338 to 1654 code for a protein of 438 amino acids. The record is from RefSeq and is a predicted model, not a curated record.
UGUCAUCCAGAAACAGUUUGUGCAACAUAAUAAGCAGAGAUUGUUUAGUGUUUUGGUUUGGUUAUUUCUCUGCAUUAAACAUAGAGAAAAAGACGAUUGCAAAGAUAUAUAUUGAAAAGGUCGAGAGCGGUGGAAAGGUUCGUGAAAAACAGUGCGCAUCCGGUCCGAAAGAGCGGUCUGCGUCCGGAUCCGAACUGCAGAACGGGCCCCGUGUGAUGAGUCUGGGUGUGGAUUAUUGCACAGCACACAGAUAAAGAGGCAGCCACAGAGAGGUGGAGGUGAACAACAACAACAACAAAAAAAAAAACAAGUGAGCAGAGUCUUAAUAAUAAUAAUAAUGGACUCUGAAAGCGGCAACCAGAAUGGCAGUCUGGACGCGGAGAAGCUGAACCUCAGUCUGGACAUGGGCGACGACAUAAAGUUGGAUGAGGUGAACUACGAGAGUGACCUGUCUUCGAGCAGUUCAGACAGCUCCAGUGCCCCGAGCAUAAGUUCAGUGAGUUCUGCCUCUUCGGGUGGCAAGGGUAGAAGGUCCAGACACAAGAGGGGUCACUCCAAGGAUAAGAGUCCUUCGCCGGCAGCGAAAAGAGCCAGGUCAAAGGAUGCAAAGGCAAACAAAUCAUACGAUUAUCACACCAAAUUGAAUUACCUGUUUCGGGAUGCCAGAUUCUUUGUCAUCAAAUCGAAUAACCCAGAGAACGUGACCUUGUCGAAAGCCAAAGGGGUAUGGUCGACGUUGCCACAGAAUGAAGCUAAUCUGAAUCAUGCUUAUAGAGAGUCCAGAAAUGUGCUGUUGAUUUUUUCGGUGAAGGAGAGCGGAAAGUUCGCCGGUUUCGCGAGGUUGCACGGAGAGUCCAGGCACGAUGUGCCGCCGAUUUCGUGGGUCCUGCCGCCCGGGUUAUCCGCGAAGGCUCUCGGCGGAGUGUUCAAGGUGGAUUGGAUCUGUCGCAAGGAGUUGGGGUUCAACAAUACGAUGCACCUGUACAAUCCGUGGAACGAGGGGAAACCGGUGAAGAUCGGACGGGACGGACAGGAGAUCGAACCGCGCGUGGCGGAGGAGCUGUGCAGAUUGUUCCCGGAGGAUGACGGGAUCGAGAUCACGCCUAUCCUGCGGUUGGCCAAAGACGCGUCCAAGAAGAACGGCGUGAGAAACAAUCGGGAUAACGUCCAGAGACAUCCGAAAUCGAGGAUGCCGAUUGCGGCAAGGACUUCCUCGUUCGGGUAUCGCGGUAGAGGCAGUUCGUACAGCAGAAGGAAGUUUUACUUGAACAGCAGAGGGUUGAACUCGUCGUCGAGCGCGCCGUACCGGAGGUCGACUUCGCCUAGGUCCAGAGACAGGUAUUCGAUGUUCUACGAUCACGAUCAUUCGGGACGGGCGGCCGCCGCUGAAGCCUACGUCGCCGACUACAUGCGCACCAUGCAAAACCAACUACCUCCUCUGCCACCAUACGUUCCUCCGCACGGCAUCUACGGCAGCGGCAAUUACGCGACGGGCCCCAGGUUCUACGAUAAUCUGCCCGACUACCUUCCCUCCCGAGGAAGCGGCUACUCCGACAAGAGAUCCUACGACCGAUCGGUGGACGAGUUCCUCUGGAGGACCAGCGACCGAUCCCGGGAUCGUGACCAUCGGGAGAGUCGUAAUCGCUACCGCUAAAACCCCACUGUCGAGCGAACUCCAAAAAA